Messenger RNA from Eucalyptus grandis, 3207 nucleotides. RefSeq names its product BTB/POZ domain-containing protein At1g67900. NCBI's taxonomy places the organism in Eukaryota, Viridiplantae, Streptophyta, Magnoliopsida, Myrtales, Myrtaceae. The coding region runs from base 785 to 2686 and encodes 633 amino acids. The transcript is spliced from 7 exons. The record is from RefSeq and is a predicted model, not a curated record.
UAAGGAUGAAGAUGCCCAUCUUUUGAUAACGAUCCACUUACCAUCAUCUUCUUUGCUGCUGCUGCUCCUCCUCCUCCUCGUCCUCUUCCGUUCUUUCCAUUCUUCUUGCUUUUCUGCAGUCACUUUACUUUUGAGCAAAUAUUCUCCCUUUUUUUCCUUACUUUACUUUAUCAUAAUCUGUAAAUUCGACCGCUCUCGAUAUCAAAAUGGGGAUUGUGGGAGCCGUACGAUGUGGCGUAUAAAAUAGUGUUUGACCAAUAAAAUAACGAAAAUCUUGGGGGGUCGCCCCUGUAGCAAAAGGAAAAAAAAUAAUGGUGUGGCAAUGAUGAGAAGGAUGGACACCGGUGGGCGCAGGAUAAGCACGUGGGCUUCGCUUUUCCAUUAGCACGCUCUCCGGGACAAAGGUAGAAUAUCUGCAGUGAAUGAUUGUGGUCGGUUUCCCCUUCUUGGGAGUGCCACGAAUCCAGCAUUUUCGGGGGGGGCAAAAGAAGCAGACAAUUCACAGUUUGUUGAAGUCCAGGGUCGUUGCUUCGGCCAUUUAAUUUCGAGUUGGCUUGCUGAGUUGGGAAUUCAUCGAAUCCAAGCAACAUGAGAGAGUGGACUUGACUCUGGUUUGGUCUCCACAAGCUCUCUCUCUCUCUCCUUUGGCUGGAGGGAGUCUCAGAUUGAGUCUUGUGCAGCAUCGGGAGUAGCAGAGUCUCCAGGUCCUCACAUCUUGUUGCGUACUCUUAAUUGGAUGAUCGAGUGAAAGCUAGAGGGAGGAUUUAGAGUAACAAGUGAAAUCAUGAAGUUUAUGAAGCUCGGAUCUCGGCCGGACACUUUUUAUACUAGUGAAGCAGUGAGGUCAGUGUCUUCUGAAGUGUCCAGUGACCUCUUAGUACAAGUGAAGGGAAGCAGAUAUUUGCUCCACAAGUUUCCCCUGCUCUCCAAGUGCUUGCGAUUGCAGAGACUCUGCUCGGAGUUGCCUGAAUCAUCGCAGCACCAAAUAGUCCAACUUCCCGAUUUCCCGGGUGGUGUUGAGGCGUUCGAGCUGUGCGCCAAGUUCUGCUAUGGGAUCACCAUCACUCUAAGUGCCUACAACAUCGUUGCUGCUCGAUGUGCCGCUGAGUACCUCCAGAUGGCUGAGGAUGUCGAGAAGGGCAAUCUGAUAUACAAGAUUGAGGUCUUCUUCAAUUCAUGUCUUCUCCACGGUUGGAGGGAUUCAAUUGUGACUCUGCAGAGCACCAAGGCCUUCCCUCUGUGGUCUGAAGACCUCGGAAUCUCCAGCAGAUGCAUCGAGGCAAUUGCGAGCAAAGUCCUGACGAACCCGUCGAAGGUUAGUCUAUCUCAUAGUCACUCCCGUCGAGGCCGAGACGAUAUGUCGUGUAACGGAGCUGAGAGCCAGAGGCAUAGAUUGGCCGCGAAGGGUUGGUGGGCUGAAGAUCUAGCCGACUUGGGGAUCGACCUAUAUUGGAGAACUAUGAUAGCCAUAAAAUCCGGAGGAAAAAUACCCUCCAAUUUGGUCGGCGAUGCCCUGAAGAUUUAUGCGGUUCGGUGGCUGCCGAACGUAUCGAGAGCUGGGAAUGCGAAGAAGCAAGCCGUAUCCGACUCAGAUUCGGACUCUAACAGUGAAGAGCUCACUUCGAAAGACCGGCUUCUUCUGGAGUCCAUAAUUAGCUUGCUUCCUGCAGAGAAAGGUGCGGUUUCAUCCAGCUUCCUGCUGAAGCUCUUGAAGGCAGCAAACAUCCUAAACGCGUCUUCUUCUUCGAGAAUGGAACUGGCCAAGAGAGUGGGGCUCCAACUGGAGGAAGCGACGCCGAACGAUCUCCUAAUUCCUAAUCUGUCGCAAGCGAACGAGAAACUGUACGAUGUGGACAUAGUGAUGACAAUUGUGGAGCAGUUUAUGUUACAGGGUCAGAGUCCCCCGACUAGCCCUCCGAGAUCGAAGCUCGUGUGCGAGAGGAGGAGGUCUCGGUCGGCCGAAAACAUCGAUAUCGAGUUUCAGGAAAGCAGGAGGUCGUCUUCAGCAUCGCACAGCUCAAAGCUGAAGGUAGCAAAGAUCAUUGACAAUUACUUGCGAGAGAUCAGCCGCGAUGUUAAUUUGCCGCUGGCAAAGUUCGUAGCUCUGGCCGAAGCGGUCCCGGAAUUCGCAAGGGUAGAUCACGAUGAUCUUUACCGAGCCAUCGACAUCUAUCUCAAGGCACACCCGAAUCUGAACAAGAGCGAAAGGAAGCGUCUGUGCCGAAUCCUGGACUGCAAGAAACUAUCCAUGGAAGCCUGCAUGCACGCAGCGCAGAACGAGCUCUUGCCUCUGCGGGUGGUGGUGCAAGUCCUCUUCUUUGAGCAGGCACGAGCCACGAUGGCGAGCGGUAAGGUCACUGAGCUCCCGAGCAACAUCAAGGCACUCCUGGCAGCGCACGGCCUCGACUCCUCCAGGCCUCCAGCACCAUUGAGCACCACGACUAGCAUCACCCACGAGGACCAGUGGAGCGUCUCGGGCCUGAAGUCUCCUAGCAAAUCAAAGCUCUCGACGUUGAAGAUGAAACUGGCUGAGGAUGACGACUUGGACGACAACGAUGACACGCAACAGGACAGAAUGUCCAGGAAUUCUCUUGUCAAGGCUUUCUGCGCAAUCCCGGCGCGGCCCAAGAAGAUGUUCAGCAAGUUUUGGUCCAACAGUAGAACUACUGCCAAUGAUAAGAACUGAGUGAAGAAUGAAAAUUUUUUUGGGUCUUUCUCCAUUUUGGGGAUGACCCUCAUGCACGCGUCCCUCUUUGUUUGGACUUUGCAGAGCCCCCUGAAACUGGGCACCUCGAAUUCAAUUCAUUUCAGUCGGUUGCUGUCUCUUUCUGUAUCGACCUUUCUUUGUCACCACAAAGUACUGUCAUUUAUCGGUCCUGCUGACAAGCAAAGUGGUAUUCCUGGGAAGUUCAGAACAGGCUGUUCGGUCCAUAUCUAGCAUGGGUGGUGAGGAGGACUUUUUCGUAAUACAAGAGGGCCGGGAAGGAUGCAUUUCCGGUGAAUCAGUUAUCGUGCCCAUGAUAAACACUGAGUAGCCAAUGGCGGGCAGGGGGAAAAGCAGAGAUGAGAAUGUUGAACUUAGGAGGUUAAUAUGGCUAAAGCUUUUGUCCCAAGCCACCAAUCAUUUUGUCAAGUUAGAUUGGUUACACGUAAUUGAACUCCUAAAUUAUAUAGUGUACCAGUUUAGUAAAGUCGAGCAACCAGCAA